UAGCAGACUAAACUAAAUUACAACUACAAGUUGUAAACACGUGUUCCAGUAUUGCAAGUUGAACUUCCAACAUAAAUGUUGGCCAGUUCCUUUUAGUUUUUAGUUGACCAAUUCUUGUUUCACUUCAAAAGACAUUCAUCUAAGCUGAAAAAUGGGAAAAUUUAAUGCAAAGUUUGGUGGUGGUAAAGGUGGCAUGAAAAAGAAGCCUUAUGUCAAAAGAAAUCAGCUUAAACCAGUAGACGGAGCUGUCAAAAAAGGAGAGGAGAAAACAUCUACCAAAUCCCUGCCUCAAAAGCUGAAUCCAUUUGAAGUUAAAGUAAACAAGCAAAAAUUUGAAGUUCUUGGCAGGCCCACGAAACAUGAAAGAGGUUUACCUGGGGUCUCACGAGCUAGGGCUCUGCAGAAAAGAAAGAACACAUUGUUACUUGAACACAAGAACAAAUUCAAAUCCAACAAAAUGAUUGACAAACGACUUGGGGAGAAAAAUCCUAACCUUUCUGUUGAAGGUAAAAUGGAAAUGAGGUUUCUUGCUGAAAAAAUUAAGGGCCAGAACAAAAAAUCAAAAUUCUUAUUGGGAGAUGAUGAAGUUUUGACCCAUAGAGGUCAAACCUUAGCUGAUAUUGAAAAGUUUGAUGACCCAAGGAGUGAUGAUGAUGAAGAUGAUGAAGAACGCUUGGGAAAGUCCUUUGUGUCUGAUGCUCACUUUGGAGGUGGAGUUUUAAAAAAGGGAGACGAAUCGGAAGAAACGCGGCAGAAUCGAGAAUCUUUGAUUGACAACCUCAUUGCCGAGUCUAAAAAACGCAAAGAAGAACGACAGAAAGAGAAAGAAGAAACCGACGAUUUGACUGACAAACUUGAUUUGGAGUUCAAGGAUGUCUUGGAUGUUCUUGCUGCAAUUAAAACUCCCAAGAAAAGUGAAGAGCCUCCACCCAAGUUACCUGAUUCAGCUUAUGACAUUCUCGUAAGAGAACUGCGAUUUGAUCCCCGUGUGAAACCCGGCGAUAAAUUGAAAAGUGCCGAUGAAAUUGCGAGAUCUGAGAAAGAAAAGUUGGAGAAGCUGGAAGCUGAUCGCCUUAGACGGAUGAAAGGAGAAGGUGACACUAAAGUAGUUCCACACCGUAGUGCCGAUGACCUAGAUGACGGUUUUUCGUUAGUUCCAUUUGAGCCUGAAACGAAAACUUUGUCAUUUGGGAUGGAUGACAACGAGGAAUCAGCAGAGCCUGCAGACGAAGAAGAAAACUCAAGAGAAGAUGAAGAUGAAGAGGAUGAAGAGGAUGAAGAGGAAAGUGACUCAGACGGAGAAGACAGUUUCUCGGAUUUGGCCUCUAGUCAUGGGGAUGAAGACGAUGAAGAACAAGAGCAGGUGGAAACAAAGCCGAAGUCGGUGGAAGAGAAAGGAGAUGGACAAACCAAGAAAAAAAAGACUGGAGAAAUACCGUUUGUUUUCAAAGUUCCGGAAGAAUAUGAAGAAUUUCACCAACUUUUGCAGUCAUUUAGCGACGCUGAUCAGCGAACUGUUCUCGAGCGUAUGAUAAAGUCUAAUCAUCCGGCUCUCACCGGUACCAACAAGGCCAAAAUGGAGAAAGUUUUUGCUUUCUUGAUGCAGUACAUCCAUGACAUAGCGUCGGGCGAAAGUUUGUCACUAUUGCACAACGUCGUUCCUGUUGUGUUCCAGUUAACACAGUUGGUACCUUCCAGCAAUAUUGCGUCCACAUUGUUGGAUGUCCUUCAAGAAAAACGAGAAGAAUUGUCUUCUCUUGGUAAAAAACGACCCGUAUCUAUUGCCACGCUGGUUUUUCUCAAACUGGCCGCCCUCAUCUUCCCUGCUUCUGAUUUCCGGCAUCCAAUCACUACACCAGCCUUCCAUGUAUUGAUGGAGGCACUCUCCAGUCCCGUCACUAAUCUUCAAAUUGCUCAUAUGGGGCUUGGUUUGUGCACAAUAGCGUACGAGUACGUGGGUCUCAGCAAACGCUAUAUCCCAGAAGUUCUUCACUACCUUCAUGGUCUUGUCGAGCUGGCGAUUCCCAGGCCGUCUCAUGUACCUGCCCAUAAUUUGGUUCACCCGUUUCGUCCGGUAGGACCUGAAUCGCAGCUGCUUGUUUUAACGGCUGAUGGCGCCAAGUCAGUAAUUGCAGACCGAUUAAAACUCAUAGAAAGCGAUUUCAACGACGAAUUCCGUGCUACCGCUCUGUGGGUUACUAUCCGACUGCUGGCUGACUUCCUAAAUUUGUGGAAUGAACUCCCAUCCGCCAGAGAUAUCUACGAUCCUGUUUUGGAAAGCUUACGUCGACUUCCUAUGGAUCGAUACAAUAGCCAAGUACAAGAAUCUGUUAAAAACCUAAUAACUAAUCUGGAGCGUUUGGCCACAAAGCCGAGGAAAAGAUUGACUCACGAAGCCAAAAAACCAAAGCCAUUACGGCUAUAUGAACCAGUCAUUGAAGACCAUUUCGAAGGGCGGAAGAAAAGAGUUGGAUCCAAAGAAAAGCAGGAACAGGAUAAACUCCAACACAAGAUCAAGCGCGAGAUGAAAGGCGCUAUUCGAGAAAUUCGCAAGGACAAUGCAUUCAUCGCUAGAGAAAAGCUCAAAGAGCAGAUUGAUAAGGACACUCAACGUAAGCGUAAAGUCAAGGAGUUGUUAGGAUCUCUGGCUAAUCAGGAAGGAGAUAUCCGAAAGUUAAAAAAACCUAAGAAGAAAUGAUCCCGACCGCUUAAACCAUUUACGUUUUACUACAUGUAUUUUUUUCACUUAAAGAGUCCAUAAAAGUUUCUUUUUGUGGUUGA
Daphnia carinata is the source of this 2781-nucleotide messenger RNA. Its product is annotated as nucleolar protein 14 homolog. The record is from RefSeq and is a predicted model, not a curated record. Lineage: Eukaryota; Metazoa; Arthropoda; Branchiopoda; Diplostraca; Daphniidae. Gene Ontology annotation, cellular component: nucleolus; small-subunit processome; Noc4p-Nop14p complex. Gene Ontology annotation, biological process: maturation of SSU-rRNA. Bases 152 to 2698 code for a protein of 848 amino acids. The transcript is spliced from 9 exons.